Clupea harengus (Atlantic herring) is the source of this 7293-nucleotide messenger RNA. RefSeq names its product midnolin (gene midn). Gene Ontology annotation, molecular function: protein binding. NCBI's taxonomy places the organism in Eukaryota, Metazoa, Chordata, Actinopteri, Clupeiformes, Clupeidae. Gene Ontology annotation, cellular component: nucleus. The record is from RefSeq and is a predicted model, not a curated record.
UGUCUGUAUAUAAGAGAGAAAGAGAAAGAAAGUGUGUGUGAGUGCUCAAGAACCCAACAAUGUUUUCUUUUAGGAAAUUGUCUCAAAAUGUUGUCUGUUUUCAACAUUCAAUCAAAGCUCUUUCCACAAUCCACAUAAUAGUGCCAUUUUUCCUAAAAGUCCUUGAUGUUUGUAGAGCAGCAUGUGAGUACGUAGGUGUGAAAACUAGCUUGUUAAUAAUUGGCAGGAGGGCUCUCAGAAACUGAGUGUUUGCAAGUGGGGGCACGGAUCAUCUGUCUGUUCAGUGCACAGCCCUAUCCUCUGGGGUUGGUCCCAAGGUGAUACCGGGCAUGUUUAUGCCUUUCCCAUGAACGCAGCCCAUAAAAGAACACAAGCCCAAACUCAGCUGUCAUGAUCAAAGUUCCCAUCCAGGCAACCGCACUCGCAGGUGUCAGCAUGCUUUUUUCUUUUCUUUUUUUUUAAAAGCUAUAUCAGGUCACACCAUAUGGUGAAUUGCUUUGUUCCCAUUGCUAGGAAAUGUUUACUUCAAAUAACUUCAGUUAGUAUAAUGAUAAUGAGCUCUUAAGCAUUGUAUUGUAUUCCAGUAUUGAUUGUCCAUGGUGUACCUUUGAUCACAAUGAUUGGACAGCCACUUUAAACAGAUUCAACUUAAACUCAAAGCUCCAACAAACAAUUGUUUUGUCCUCAAAGAACUCUGUAUGGCACAAGAGUCUGACUGAGCACGAGUGCAACUGUGGUUAAUCAAUAUCCGCCCUUUUACUGCACUGGUGCCAAAGCCACAUGAGUAAUGAUUCACUCAGGAAGCUUGUUCACCUGCUCUGUGCCUGGUUUCCUUGUGGGAGCCGUUGACAGAGAUCAUCUGCAGGUGUGUCUCACCCCUGUCUCUUUUGUGAUUCAAGAGGAAAUCAUCACUUUGGAAAACACCAACAAAGCCCCUUGUUUAUGGUUGACAACAUUUUUUAAACGUGCGUGCUGUGUGCUGUUAUCAUGACUUUGACGGAUUGGAAUGUGGUUCACCCACACAGACUCCUCCGCACGUCCCACACACGUUCGAAGCCGGUUGUUUACAACCCACCCACGCCGCUCCCACGCCACAAUCUCAGCCUCAGACUGGCAAAGAAAAUCGACGCUGGACUUCUCCGUUAGCACCGUCCGGAGAGAGAGAAAGAGACAGACAGGGCUGGUAAAAACUUAAUAUAGAUUUGGUUUAAAUGGUCAAUUGGUCCACAGAUGUGGCUGCUCACCAGGAUUUGUCCCAAUAUGUCCGAUGCUCAGAGAAGAUGGAACAUGUUAUGCGAUGUGCCGUUUUGUAAAUGCUACAGAAAAUCUCACACUAAAAAGAUGAGAGAAGCAGGCUAUGCCUGGUUCAUUUUAUGAGCAAUCACCCUUUGUCAUGUAACCUAUGCAAUGGCAUCAUAAACUGGCUCGAUUUGUGCUUUUUGCAUUGCUUUUAUUCAUCUAAUGUAACAAUAAUAUAUAGGCUAUAGCUUAGCGCUCAGUAGCUAAAUUGUUGUUAUUAUUUAUGCGCUUGUAUCCAAGCAGUGUAUUGUACUGGUUGCCCGGUGAUUUGGAUUUGUUUUUUGUUCACAUGGCGUCAUUGGAGUCCACACCCCUUCCAACCCAACAGUCGUUUACUGAGCGUUAAGGUCGUUUGCCCACGUCCCACAUUUAGUCUUUUCCUUACUAGUCUUAUUAUUGUUUCGCGAAUCUUGACGGAUAAACUGCAACAUAGCCACAUUUGGGGGGGACGUGUGUUCUACAGUCUCUUUUUGCUCAAUCUUGACUGAGCCACAGAAGUAGAGUGCCGUGUAACCUAGGCAACUGUAUGUGAUUUGCCACCUUAAAUCAGAUGCUGACCGCGCAAGAAAUCUAUUCUCCGCCUACUAUGAAGAGAGCUUAGUUAAGAGUAGUCUCACCUACGGCUUUGCGAUUAGUGUGCGUCAUAGACCCUGACGCUCGCGUCAAGUUGAAAUAUUUUGACUGAUUUGGAGCCUUCCCGGUGACAGAGAGCAGUUGCGCCUGAGUGUUACCGAAGCACUGAAAAAGACACAGUGAGAAACCAGCCCUGCACACAUUUGUGGAUAUACUGAUACAUUUGGAUACAUUUCGUUAACAGUUUUACUUAUAUGCCUAAACUGGCUGGACCUGGGGAAAAAUCAGAAACUUUGCCGCGAGGCUUUGAGGUUUUCGCAACAAUUAUUGGCUAUCGAAUGGACCAGCAUCCAAGCGCCCGGAGCUGCAGCAGCCGCGGAGCUCCAUCUUGCGAGGCCGUCCCUAGUGAGCCCUCCAUGAAUUUGUACAUCCAUUCUACUACCGGCACUCGCUUCGAGCUCUCCCUUCCACUGGAGGAGACGGUUGAGGGGUUGAAGAGAAGACUGUCCCAAAGACUUAAAGUUCCUAAAGAAAGACUCGCACUGCUGCACAAAGAAACGCGCCUGAGUACAGGAAAACUCCAAGACCUGGGCAUCACUGAUGGGAGCAAGUUAACACUUGUCCCUACAGUUGAAGCAGGCUUAAUGUCUCAAGCAUCCAGACCCGAGCAGUCAGUUAUGCAAGCUUUGGAGAGUUUAACAGAAACUCAGGUCAGUGACUUCCUGUCUGGCCGCUCUCCCCUGACCCUGGCCCUGCGCGUGGGCGACCACAUGAUGUUUGUCCAGCUGCAGCUGGCGGCGCAGCACUCCGCCGGGCAGCAGUUGCAGCACCGCCACCUGAUCUCCCGCAACGGGCCCGACGCCACCGCGGGACCGUCACUGGGGGCAUCAGGGACUAGCAGCAGCAGCAGCAACAGCAGCAGCAGCGGAAUCCCCCGGACCUCUCACCACCCCCACCCUCAUCCACAUCCCCAUGCCCACCCCCAUGCCCAUGCCCACUCUCCCCUCCUCCACUCUCACCCAGCGCCCCCAAGCCCGCCGGCCUUCACCCCCUCCACGUCCAUGCAGUCGCCGGUGGCCUCCAUGUACCCCCACACCCACCCGGCCUCCACGGGCCACUGUAGUCCACAGGCCCAGGCCCGCUCCUCUCCGCUGCCCCCCAGCCUCCUGCGCUCCCACCAGGCUGCCACUGCCUGCUCCAGCACCCCCAGCCCGACCCCCAGUACAACCCUCCCCAGCCCUGCAGCCCCCUGCCCAGAGGCCAACUGCACAGCUAAGAGCCCCAGCCCCAGCAGCAGCAGCCCCAGCCCGAGCAGCAGCUCUACACCCUCAUCACGCUCACGGAAGCCUGGGGCCAUCAUCGAAAGUUUCGUCAACCAUGCUCCCGGGGUUUUUUCUGGGACUUUUUCAGGCACUUUGCAUCCUAACUGUCAGGACAGCACUGGACGUCCCCGGCGGGACAUCGGCACAAUCCUGCAGAUCCUGAACGACCUCCUCAGCGCCACACGGCACUACCAGGGGAUGCCCCCCUCCCUCACCCAGCUACGCUACCAGACCCAGUGUGGGCCCAGCUCUCCGUCGCCCUCACCCCCGCCCUCGCCCCCGGCUGCCACCCUCGCCCCGGGCCUCUCCACUACCUCGGUGCCCAGCAGCACCCGGGCGAGCCUCCACCCUCUGGUGCAGUGCCAGAGCCAGGUCCGCAUGUGCAAGUCUACCGGCGAGCGGAUCCGUCAGACGGAGAACCGGGCGACGCGCUGCAAGGUGGAGCGCCUGCAGCUGCUCAUGCAGCAGAAGCGUCUGCGCCGGAAGGCCCGGCGUGACUCGCGCGCACCCUACCACUGGCUUCCCAACCGCAAGGCGGGCCGGAGCAACAGCAACAGCAGCAUGUCCAGCGAGGGCUCCAUGGACCUGGACUUCGAGGACUCGGUGUGGAAGCCCGACGUCAAGGCGGACAUGAAGCCGGAGUACGUCAUGGCAUAAAAGCAGGAGGAAGAGCAGGACUAAGGAUACGGAUGGGAUGUUUGUUUUGAGAGGAUGUGGACUCGAUCGGCAUGGAAACGAGAAGGAGGAGAAUGAGGAAGCCUUUUUUUCCUCACCUCUCCUUGUGUCUAAAGACUUGUUGGGCACUCAGAAGAAUGUUUUGCUUUUGUUGACUUUUGUGGGGACAGAAAAAUCAAAACAAGACAAAUGUUUUGGACAAAGACAGGACACUUGCGUUCCUGCCGUCCUAAGAGGAGGAGGAAGAAGAAGAAAACUGAGCAUAGCGGACUUGGUGUAUUUUCUUUUUUGUUUGUUGGUUGGUUUGUUUUUCUAGCUUUCCACGGAGAACUCUGGAUUGAGACUCACACUGCUAAACUGGACUGUCAGUGUGCUGAACAGACUAAGAGACAGGCUCUCAGUCCUGCUGUCAUACACCCUUCAGAAUGGGCAUUUACAGUCUCCAGUUCACCAACCAGAGUCGUGUUAUUUCUUAAAGGGUUUUCUUUUUGUUUUUCAGUUUCAGAACGUAUUUUUUCUAAGGAAAUAUGUAGCAUUGUUCACAAAGCAUUCAGGUUUUCAUACAGGUGAAAGGUAUUUUAUUUGCACAUAUCUAUGAUUUCGUCUCAGUGGCUGGUUGGAAGUGUGAAUGAGUGGAAGUAGCCUUCUUUGGCCACGACUUGAGAUGACAACAAGAACAGACAGAAGGAAAUGCAUGUUUUCCAUCUAAAAAUCUCAAAAGGAAACCCCAGAGACACAGGUCAUAAAUAAAAACCAUUUAUAAUUAAAAUGAAUAAAGAAAUAAAUGUCAUGCCCGAGGGUUGUAAAAUCAAUGCCUUUGAAUAUAUAUAUACAUAUAUAUAUAAAGAGAGAAAAUCGUCUAUUUUUUUUUCUUCACUUUUUUUAUCUGCUGUUUUCAAAGAAAACAGUUUCCCAAAAUGGCUUGGCUCAAGUCCUGGAAAAAAAUGGAUUACUUCAGUACUGUAAUUUAUGUUUUCUCUAGGUCACUUGUUUAUCCAUUCAUUCAUUCAUUAAUUCAUUAAUUCAAGAGAUCAUGUCCUCAAGUAUGUCCUCUUGUUUCUCACUGUAAAGUCACAACCUCUGUAAACCAUGGUAGUAGUUUAAUCAGCUGAGUAGAGUGGGUGGAUGUGGUUUGUGUUUUGUUUGCAUGCAUGUGGGUGUAUGCAUUUUUGUGGAUGACCGAGUAAAUGAACUCAAGUGUGGCCCAAGUUUACUGUAGUUCAUUAUUUAGGCUGGCUCCAAAAUCACACUCUCACUACUCUUUUAUGACCACUUCACUUGGUAAAUGUGGACUGUAACAUUAUGCCACUUUUUUCCCGCAGUCAUCACACGUUCUCGAGGAGACGAUCUCCGAACUACCAAAUAAAACAGUAGUCGGUGCAUUUGUCAAGGGUGUAUUGCAAGCGUAUCCAAGAGCCGUGUGUGGAUUGCAUCCCCAAAGAUGCAGCCAAAUGUACAGUGUUUGCCAAUCCAUGUUUAGGCCUUAUAGACUCACAUGCUCUCAAUAUAAUUGGGAGAAAAAGUACACAACAAGGGACACAAAAUUCCAGUUUCUCCAGCUUCUAUUUCUAGUGCCUCCACCCAUCCAUUCAAGAACAUAUCAAAUUAGGCCUUUCACAGACUAGACAUUACGCUGCUACUUUUGUUGGGGUGGGGUGGGGUGGGGUGGGGUGGGGUGGGGGGUUCGUUGCAUGCAAACGAGUGAAUUAUCUUGGACCUUUUGUAGAAUUUACAGACCUGGAAAAAAUGUGGUGCUGCAGAGAAGAUACACAUGCAUGAAUUUGUGAAGAAAAUGCUGAGCUGCUUUUUUGUAGGGUAGGAUUUUAUCGAUUAGUGAUGCCAUGUGAAUCUGCGUCAUGCUUAUUCCAUCACAAACCAAAUUGGAAAACUGGACUCCUGUGUGUGUUUCUCACUUGCAUCAUUCCUGGAUUGUGACGUGGAGCAGGUGAUAGUUCUUUUGAACAUGGGCAAAGAAGACUUCUUUUCUUGUCAACAAGUUCCACUUGUGAGAUAACGUUCUUCAGCAAGGUGUGCAUGUGGACAAACAGGGAAUAAGAGAAUAUAUUGGACCAGAUUUAUUUUUACGCUGUUACGAAAACUGCAUUCAAAAUGAGAAAAAAAUAAUUUGAUGGAGAAAAAAAAAACGAUACCAAGAUUGCACUCAACAGAGUUUGCAGUGUGAGAUUAGCUGCCCGAAGGUGAACCUCGUCUUUUGUUUAAGUGGCCUUAUCUUUCACUAAAUGAGUCGCAUGGGACCUAUUGGGGGUGGGGUAUGGAAUGGAGGGGACAUGUUUGGGAUGUCCUAUCCUCUCUUUCUCUUUUCUCUCUCUCUCUGUGUUUGUCAAAUAUGUUUUCACAGAGGAUGUGGGCACGUCUUAUUUAUGUUUCUAGGAGGUGGAGUCUAUAUUAUGUCAAGGCUUCUGUGCCUUAAAAGUCUUGCCCUCGCAGUCGAUCAGAAAACAAACAGAGGAAAGGAAAUUCUAAACGUCUGAACAAAGUAUUUCCACCAGGUCGCAUGGAAAUGGUUUCACACAAGGACUUAAAUACUGAUAUUGUGAGAUCUGUGUGUCAGACUCGGAGGCUUGAGGGCUUUCGCAGUUGUGUUCAUGUCUUAUGUUUCUAUACCCCUCAGUCCCACCAACACCAAGCUGAGAAAGCUUCAAAUUGACAAAAAAAAGCGUUAUGGCUGUAGUGCUAUAGCAACAAAGUGCCCUAACUCUGAAUGGAGAAGUCCUCAGAGGACAUGAGACUACAUGCACUUCCCAGCUCCUUGGAUGACAACAAACAAACAAACAAACAACAACAACAAUAACAACAGAAAACAUUUCAACAGACAAUUUCUCCCCAAAAAUUGUAUUUAAUUUUUUAUAUAUGUAUGAAAUAUACUCUGUGUGUGCCUCACGUGUGUGCAAAUGACAAAAAGGUUUAAAAAAAACAAAAAAAAAAACAGAAAAGGUUUGAGGUUUGGGGAGGGGGUGACUCGGGGCAUGGGGGUGUGGGUGGGAGGGGGGGCAUUUACAAAACAGUUUAUUGGUGGAUUUCUGAUCACAUCCUUUGAGUUGCCUGUUCUUUCUUGUAGCCAACGACGAAAAAUAAUAAGAGUCAAAAUACAAAAUACAAUGUUUUAGCUCUAGGCCGGUGUAGCACAUGUGUGAGUGUAUUAAUUUAUAAAAACCAAAAUGGUAACUGUGAAUCCUGUAUUUCUUUGUGCAUUUUUUUCUCCCGUGGGACAAGGUGAGGGCAUUGCAAUAUUGCAAUGUCCGAUUUUUUGUUUUGUUUUGUUUUUGGUGAAAUAUAAUGGAAAUAAUCAAUUAAAAAUGAAAAUUGAAAAUAUCUAAAUAUAUUUUUUUCUUAAGCAAUACAUUUCAGUGUGACUUGUGAUAGGACAUUUUUCUUUUUUAGGUAAUAAAUUUAAAACAAAACA